GACUGACAAGGUGAGUCCAAGAUGCCGGACGGUCGCGGAUUUGGUGUCUUGUUGUAGAAAAGCGCGAAGUUGUAUGUUUACGGAGUUUGGAACUUACCAGAGAUGGUAAACAUUAGCAACGUAACAUUAGGGAAGGGUCCUCAUCUCAUUUAUGGAGUGAAGAGAGGAAAAGUACCGACGAAACUGAGGUCAACUGUUGUACCUACAAAAAGCAGUUCCAGAGGUGCUGCAUGUGUAGAUGAGAUGUUCAAGCUUUUAGGGUGCUGGAAGAGGAACGCUUAUGCUGAUGCGCAGUGCUCACACGAAGUUAAUGCGUUCCUAGCUUGUGCCGAGAAGCAUGUUCAACUAAAAGCAAGUAAAGCAAAGUCAGAUGACAGUUGGACAUCCACUGAAGUCAAUAAUGUAUUGAAACAGUUCUCUGAGUUAAAAGGAGCAAGAAGCCAUUAAAAGUUUCGACUCAAACUUGAUAAAAACAUAAUCUACAAUGGACUGUACAGCUUGAAAAGCAAAGUUUGUGCAGAUGCAAAACGACCUUUUCUCUGAUUAGCUUAAAAAUAAGAAUUCAAACAUUCAGCAGCCAAUCAGUGGAAGAGAAAGUAGGCAAAUUCUUGCCAAAGUGUGCAUGUUUUGAAAUUAAAACAUCAUGUUAUGGAUCUAUGUACGCUUGAAAAAAAUUCCUUUUUGUUAAAAACUGUAGAAGAAUCAUCUCCUUCUGUACAACAAGUUUAAAGUAUAGAAUGGUUUUUAUCUACCGGUGAAACAAAUUUUAGUUUUCAGUCAAUAGUAAAGAUGUAAAAUAAAUUCUACUUGGAAUACAUUAAGGACACAUUUUCUCAAACUGAGUUUUAUUUUAUGCUCAAGUUUGGUAUAAAAAUGAGUCUUUUUUGGAAAAAAAUUGUCAAUUGUUAUUACAAGGGUCAUGGGCUGCUCCUGUCAUACUGAAAGGGGCAGCGUCAUGGCACUGCACGUCUGGUAUCAGUGUUUAUUGAAGAUCUUUAAGCUGUCAAUGCCUUGUUAAAAUAAUAUACAAUAUUUUAUUGAAAACUAUGUUUAUUGACA
Nematostella vectensis (starlet sea anemone) is the source of this 1059-nucleotide messenger RNA. RefSeq names its product coiled-coil-helix-coiled-coil-helix domain-containing protein 1. Gene Ontology annotation, molecular function: RNA binding. Bases 103 to 447 code for a protein of 114 amino acids. The record is from RefSeq and is a predicted model, not a curated record. Gene Ontology annotation, cellular component: mitochondrial ribosome. Gene Ontology annotation, biological process: mitochondrial translation. The transcript has 3 exons. NCBI's taxonomy places the organism in Eukaryota, Metazoa, Cnidaria, Anthozoa, Actiniaria, Edwardsiidae.